This is a messenger RNA of Strongylus vulgaris, 305 nucleotides long. NCBI's taxonomy places the organism in Eukaryota, Metazoa, Nematoda, Chromadorea, Rhabditida, Strongylidae. The record is from the annotation of a GenBank genome assembly.
AUGAUUGCUGUAUGUAUAAGUUUGAAGUUUAAUGUGUCACCUCCUUUGAUCUGUGAGCAAGGACCAUCAGCACCGUCGUCGCCAACGUCGCCACGACUUCGACGUCCUUUCCCACUAACCGAGGACGCAAUGCAUCGGAUCAAUCUGCUGAGUUCCGGGUACGAGUACGGCAAAUUGUCGCCGAUGUCGACAUAUGCGACAUCGGAUCUUGGCUCAAGUCCAAGAUCGUCGAUCAGCGUUACAUCGGCAAACUUAUCGCCAUGGAUCAAUUUUCGUGAACAUCAUAAAAGCAGGUUGGUGUGAGA